Messenger RNA from Plasmodium cynomolgi strain B, 1776 nucleotides. RefSeq names its product TBC domain containing protein. The coding region runs from base 1 to 1776 and encodes 591 amino acids. NCBI's taxonomy places the organism in Eukaryota, Apicomplexa, Aconoidasida, Haemosporida, Plasmodiidae. The transcript is spliced from 2 exons. The record is from RefSeq and is a predicted model, not a curated record.
AUGCAAACAAACGACAGCGUUCGAAACUUCGCGGAGGACAUCCAGAAAAUCAAAACAUGGAACCGCAUAUAUGAGAAGAAGAUGGAGCUGUUUCACUUGAAGAAGUUAAUUCAGCAAGAAAUGGCAGCAGCGUCAGCAGGCAGCGCGAAGCAAACCGAGGGCGCAGAAGGAAGAGGCAAAACGGACGGGACGAACUUCAGUAGGGACUGCAAGGAAACGACGCCGACCAGUGUCAACUCAGGUAAAAGCAAACUGUCCUUUUUUUUGACCACACCCUUAUCGUACGAUAAUUACUUUAAUUUGAAAAAAAGUGAAAAGAAUGGCACGACAGUGUGUAGGAAGGAACGGGGAAAAGGUUUAUCCAGUGCGGGAAGUUAUGCCAUCGGGGGAGCGAGCACAAAUGGUGCACAGAACGUCCCCGUGAAGAGUGAGCAGACGGAUGACAAACCAAAUGGCAGAGCCACCCAGUGGGAGACAGAAAACAAAGAGGAAGGACGUUCUAAAAGUCCCACUCAAAAGCAGUACAUCACUUCGCAGGUUGGUAGUAGCUACACUGGGGGGAGAAACAAAGCAGAUGAAGUGGGGCAGUCCCAGAAAAGGGGAAAAAACAGCCAAGUGAGUUACGUGUCCAGCAGCACCAAGGGUGGACUCCCCAAUGGGAUUGCUACACUCCCUAAUGCGAUUGCUACACUCCACAAUGCGAUUGCCACACUCCCCAAUGCGAUUGCUACACUCUCUCUUGAAAAAAAGAAAAGCUAUUUUACCUGCAUGAGCAAGCAGCUUGAUGGUUACAUAAAAGAGGAGGUAAAAAAUGGAGUGCCCGAUCACUUGAGAGGAUUCGUAUGGCAAGUCUUAGUAGAGUCAUAUGAAUACAAAAAGGAGAGUAAGUUGAGAGAAAAAGGUCAUGCAAAUGAGAGAGGCAGCAGUAGGUAUCAAUAUUACCUGAGCAUAAGUAACCAAUACGAAAGUGCAAUAAAGAAAGAUAUGAACAGGACAUACCCGAAGCACAUUUUAUUUAAAAAUAAUUAUGAACAAGGUCAGCAAAUACUUUUUAAUGUACUAAAGGCUUACAGUAAUUACAACACAAGUUUGGGUUACUGUCAAGGGAUGGCAUUCAUCGUGGCGACCUUCAUUCUUUACAUGAAUGAGGAGGAUGCUUUCUUUAUGUUAAUAGCUCUAAUAGAGAAGUACCAACUUAAUGACCUAUUUUCUUCUGAUAUGUCAUUGCUAAAUGAGGAUCUGUUUAUCCUAGACCAACUGCUCCUUGUGUAUUUCCCUAAAAUUUACGUCCAUAUGAAGAAGGAAAACGUGCACUCGAGUAUGUUUGCCUCCCAAUGGUUUGUUACUCUCUUCUCCUACAGCAUUAGCAUCGUCUACGUAGUUAGGAUUUGGGAUUUUUUUUUUAUUUAUAGUCACUCGUUUAUAUUUAAGGUGGCGCUGGCGUACUUCAAACUGCAGGAGGAGGCCAUACUACGCGAAUCUUUUGAGGGGAUCCUGAACAGGUUAAAGGUCCUGUCCAAGCACGUGGAGCUGGACGUGCUGAUCGAUACGGCUCUGGGGCUGGACCUGCCCCAAGCCACCAUUGCACGCCUCUCUGCGGAGUACCGCGCGGUGAGGCAGCAUCGCGGAGAUGCCGUAAGGCAGCAUCGCGGCGAUGCCGUAAGGCAGUGUAACGGAGACGCGGUCCAGAAAGUCUUCGGAGAAGUCGUCCAUCGGAAGGUGGAAGUCUUUCAUGAAAAAGGAGAUGAACUCUGCGAGGAGGGCAGAAUCCCGUGA